GAGAAAAGCAACUCAUCAGCAACAGAGGCCAUCACUUGCACAGAUAAUUUGCAUUUCCUGCUCAUCUUUCUGUGCAGAGGCAUAUAUUUAAUCAUUCAAUUACACAGAGAAAGAAGAGGAAAAGAAGAUGUCACUGGCUAAAGAAAUCAUGGGUAGUUCUUUGAUUGAUAAAUCAUCAUUUGCAUCAAUGUCAUCUAAAGUUCUCUUUAACCAUAGUUUUCAUCAGAAGAAUCAAUUCUUGGUGAAACCAGUUUUGGUUCCUCUGCAACACAGAAGGAUUAAUGUACAAAGAGCAGCUGUGAGGGGUCCUGUUGCAGCUAUUAGCGAAGAUUUGAUCAGAGCUAAUAGUAAUAAAGAUACUGUGCCUGAAAAGGCGGUGACAUUCAAGGUGAGAGCUGUUGUCACUGUGAGAAACAAGAACAAGGAGGAUUUGAAGGAGACCAUUGCCAAGCACUGGGAUGCUUUCGCUGACAAGAUUGGGAGAAAUGUUGUUUUGGAGCUUAUUAGCACUGAAGUUGAUCCAAAAACCAACACACCGAAGAGAAGCAAGAAGGCUGUGCUAAAGGACUGGUCCAAGAAAUCAAAUGUUAAAGCUGAGAAGGUCCAUUAUACAGCUGAGUUUCAAGUUGAUUCCAACUUUGGGGUGCCUGGAGCAAUCACAGUGAGCAACAAGCACCAGAAGGAAUUUUUCUUGGAGACAAUCACCCUUGAAGGUUUUGCUUGCGGUCCAGUGCAUUUCCCUUGCAACUCCUGGGUCCAAUCCAGCAAAGAUCAUCCUGCAAAAAGGAUAUUUUUCUCUAAUGAGCCAUAUUUACCAAGUGAGACACCUGCUGGACUUAGAGUAUUAAGAGAAAAAGAACUAAGAGAUAUCAGAGGUGAUGGCAAAGGAGAGAGAAAGUUAUCAGACAGGAUUUAUGACUUUGAUGUCUACAAUGAUCUGGGAAAUCCUGACAAGGGCGUUGCGUUGGCCAGGCCAAAACUUGGAGGUGAAAACAUACCAUAUCCAAGGCGGUGUCGCACUGGCCGUCGCCCAACAGAUACAGAUAUAAAUGCAGAGGGUCGUGUAGAGAAGCCCUUGCCAAUGUAUGUGCCUAGAGAUGAACAAUUUGAGGAAUCAAAGCAAAAAACAUUUUCAGCUGGAAGGCUUAAGGCAGUGCUUCAUAGUCUGAUACCAUCAUUGAAGGCCACCAUUUCUGCUGAGAACCAUGACUUCAAUGCAUUUUCAGACAUUGAUAUCCUCUACAAAGAGGGGCUGCUUCUUAAAGUAGGGCUUCAAGAUGAAAUCUGGAGAAGUCUACCAUUGCCAAAGGCAGUUACCAAGAUUCAGGAAUCUAGUGAGGGACUUCUCCGAUAUGACACACCCAAGAUUAUUUCCAAGGACAAGUUUGCCUGGUUGCGAGAUGAUGAAUUUGCCCGUCAAGCAAUCUCAGGGGUUAACCCUGUCAACAUUGAGAGCCUGAAGGUUUUUCCUCCAAAAAGUAAUCUUGAUCCUGAAAUCUACGGUCCACAGGAGUCCGCUCUUAAAGAAGAGCACAUUAUAGGCCAUCUGAAUGGCAUGUCUGUUCAAGAGGCCCUGGAGGAAAAUAAACUCUUUGUAGUGGAUUAUCACGAUAUUUAUCUCCCAUUUUUGGAUCGCAUUAAUGCUCUUGAUGGUAGAAAAGCAUAUGCAACCCGAACCAUAUUUUUCUUGACCCCUCUUGGGACACUUAAGCCCAUUGCUAUUGAGCUUAGUCUCCCACCUGUUGGGCCAGGUUCCCAAUCAAAGCGAGUAGUUACACCUCCUGUAGAUGCAACUUCAAACUGGAUAUGGCAACUUGCCAAAGCUCACGUUUGCUCCAACGAUGCUGGGGUUCAUCAACUAGUAAAUCACUGGCUACGUACACAUGCUUGCCUGGAGCCAUUUAUACUAGCAGCACAUAGGCAAUUGAGUGCAGUGCACCCCAUAUUUAAGCUUUUGGAUCCACACAUGAGAUAUACGCUAGAGAUCAAUGCCUUAGCCCGCCAAAGUUUAAUCAAUGCUGAUGGUGUUAUUGAAUCCUGCUUCACUCCUGGCCGCUACUGCAUGGAGAUUAGUGCUGCUGCAUAUAAGAAUUUUUGGCGAUUCGACAUGGAAGGCCUUCCUGCGGAUCUGAUACGCAGGGGUAUGGCUGUACCUGACCCAACCCAACCACAUGGCCUGAAGCUUCUAAUUGAGGACUAUCCAUAUGCACAAGACGGGCUUCUUAUCUGGUCUGCAAUAGAAAACUGGGUCCGCAGCUAUGUCAACCGCUAUUACCCUAAUUCAAGCCUAGUUUGUAAUGACACAGAGCUACAAGCUUGGUAUGCUGAGUCUGUGAAUGUGGGCCAUGCUGAUCUCAAACAUGCAGAAUGGUGGCCCACAUUAGCCAACGUUCAUGAUCUUGUUUCAAUCCUCACCACCAUCAUUUGGCUUGCAUCUGCUCAACAUGCUGCUCUCAAUUUUGGGCAGUAUCCUUAUGGAGGCUAUGUGCCUAAUAGACCACCACUAAUUAGAAGAUUAAUUCCAGAAGAAAAUGGCACGGAAUAUGCAAGUUUCUUAGCUGAUCCACAAAAAUAUUUCUUGUCAGCAUUGCCAAGUCUGCUACAAGCAACAAAAUUUAUGGCUGUGGUAGACACCUUAUCGACACACUCACCAGACGAGGAAUACAUAGGUGAACGACAGCAGCCAUCGAUUUGGUCCGGUGAUGCUGAAAUAAUAGAUUCAUUUUAUGAGUUCUCAGCAGAAAUGAGACGGAUAGAGAAGGAGAUUGACAGAAGGAACAUGGAUCCUAGCCUUAGAAAUCGUUGUGGAGCAGGGGUUUUGCCAUAUGAAUUACUAGCACCUAGUUCAUCACCAGGGGUAACAUGUAGAGGCGUACCCAAUAGUGUGUCGAUAUGAGUGGAAAAAUGUGAGCAUACAGUGCAAUAUGCCUUCGAGUUGGCUCAAGAUUGUAGUGAGUUUCAGGUAUAGACCAUGACCAUUCUUAAUAUAAAUUGUAUCUACAUAUUGUGUGAGUGUAGGGUGCACUUAGUGGCACUUUUAACAUAGGAUUGUAUAUGCAAUAGAUUGGAAUAAGCAUAGCUCUGUAUCAUAAUCUUAUGCUAAAAUGAAGAGUGAGAAUUUUUAA
Manihot esculenta (cassava) is the source of this 3125-nucleotide messenger RNA. Its product is annotated as linoleate 13S-lipoxygenase 3-1, chloroplastic. Gene Ontology annotation, molecular function: metal ion binding; oxidoreductase activity, acting on single donors with incorporation of molecular oxygen, incorporation of two atoms of oxygen; protein binding. Gene Ontology annotation, biological process: lipid oxidation. Bases 128 to 2896 code for a protein of 922 amino acids. The transcript has 8 exons. The record is from RefSeq and is a predicted model, not a curated record. Lineage: Eukaryota; Viridiplantae; Streptophyta; Magnoliopsida; Malpighiales; Euphorbiaceae.